ACCCGCAUCAGAUUUCUGUGAGUGUGUGUGAGAGGGAGAGACGCUCCAGUACACACACACAGGGAGGGAGAGAGAGAGCGAGAGAGAGCGAGGACCAGAAGGUUUGGUGCUGCUACGUUUCUGCUGAGCCUCCACCAAGUGAAUAACCUGCUCUGAAAAAGUUGCGACAAUGGACGGGAUAUCGUUCGGACGCGCCUCGCUCCUCUGCACCUUGCUGCUCUGGACUAUGCAAGUUUGCGACGCAGUUGUCAACGUCGAAGUGGCUCCUAAAGUUGAGGUGCGGAAGGAUGAGACCGCCAAGCUGCCGUGCACAUACACGGUUUCCCCGGCCUUCAGCGAGACCUUAGUGGAGUGGUACAUUGAAAACCAGGAAACCAGGAAGCGUGUAGCCUUCCGUUCUCAAGGCAGCGAAGGGAAAGGUGAUGAUGGCACACCGCUGAGCGGCAGGGUCUCCAUCGGAGACGACUCCUCUCUUGUCAUCACGUCGGUGAAGCCGUCGGAUGAGCUGACCUUUCACUGCCAGGUCACGGCUGGACCUGCUGGAGUUGGAGAGGGCAGAACUAUGCUCAAAGUCUUCCAUCCUCCAGAGAAGCCAGAACUGACCCGACCAUCCUCUCAGGCCAUUUCUGUGGGCCAGACCACCAGCUCUGAGAUCGGUAUCUGCGAAACUAAGAACGGACAUCCCCAGCCGAGGAUCAUCUGGUUCAAAGACGGCCAGCCCCUCCCAGAGGUCAAGGACAAGAAUGAGAAGACCUACAUGAUUCCCUCGGUGGUGAAGGAGGCGUCAGGGCUCUUCACCGGCAGGAGUGCGUUGAACAUGCAGCCCACGAAAGCAGACAAGGACUCUGUGUUCCAGUGUGUUGUGGAGUACAGCAUGCCAGACAACCAGAUCCUGCAGAAGAAGUCCAACACCAUCACCAUCAACCUGCACUAUCCCUCUGAGACGGCAACCUUUAAACUCCUGAACGCCGAGCCAGUCAAGGAAGGCGACAAGGUCACCAUGAAGUGCGAGACAGACGGAAACCCUCAGCCGGAGUUCGACUUCUCAAAAGACGGGAACCCAGUUAGAGGCGAGGGGGGUCUCCUCACCCUUAAAUCUGUCAAGCGGUCUGACGCUGGCGUCUACGUUUGCACGGCCACUGACUUUGAUAACUUGGAUGCGGAUUUGGGCGGAAAGGUCCAACUCAGUGUCAACUACAUUGACCCAGUGAGCGUGACCCCGGCUGAACCUCAGGUCGUCAUGUUGGGAGACAAAGUGGAGUGGCAGUGCAAGACCAAAGCUUCAGCUUCACACACAGUCCAGUGGAAGAAGGGCUCCACUGUUCUCUCUCAGGACGGCACUCUGUCAAUACAAGAAGUUACCUACGAUAAAGCCGGAGAGUACAUGUGUGUCGGAGCGGUCCCUUCUGUGCCGGGUCUUGUUGCUGAAGCCAGUGUCAACCUCACUGUUAAAGGAAAGCCGAUGAUUGAGACUCCAGCUAAAGGAGAGGUGGGGAAGGAAGGAGACAUGGUGACACUCAAGUGUUCGUCCUACGGCUUCCCGGCCCCUCAGUUCACUUGGACGCCCUCAGGAAAAGAGUCAGUGUCAGUGGAAGGCACCAAGGUGGUGAGCACAGUGCACCUGAAGGCCACAGCCGAGAUCAUGAAGGACGGAGUCACCUGUCAGGUGUCCAACGAGCAUGGAACUGAUAGCCAGAAACUCAUGGUAUCUCUCAAAGAUAUUGGCAACUCGGCCAACAGAGUGCUGCUCUCUGGAAACCCUGUGCUUAAGUCAGCUGACAGUCAACAGGGAGGCUCCAGUGGGGUGGUCAUCGCUGUGGUGGUGUGUGUUCUUCUUCUGCUGCUGCUGGUUGGCCUCAUCUACUUCCUGAAUAAGAAGAGCAAACUGCCGUGCGGCAAGAAGGACAAGAAGGAAGUGAACACUGGCGAGGUCAACAAUGACAUCGUUGUGGAGAUGAAAACAGACAAGGCCAACGAAGAAGCCGGACUCCUCAACAAAAGACCACCGACUGAGCAGUGAUGGAAGAAAGACGUCAGCGAUGGAGGGAUGAAGGGAAGACGGCCGUCAGUCGUGAAUAAACAGGACUUUUUUUUUUACUUGCUGAACAAGAGGUGGACGGAGGGGCUCAAACUGAGGGGCUGACUCUGGGAAGCACGAGAGGCUUGGCAUCGCUUGCUUUUUUUAACUUACAGCAGAAUAUUUCAUGGAAGUUUCUUCUUCACAUCCGAAAUUCCAUGGUGAAUCUCCUCUUAUUUGUUCUGCUGAAGGUUAAAACAUGCAAAAUUACAAUCUAAUAUCACUGGAUUAUUCUUCCUCACUUGAUUUGUAACCCAUUAUUCUUCCCCUCUGCAGAGUAGAUGGCUGCAGUGACAAUCCCAAAACAUUCAAAUCGGCAUUAAAUUAAACCAAAUAAUGUGUCACUGUUGCUGCUGCUCUUCUUCAUUUCCUCCUCCGAGUAUAUUGGGAAAAUAAGUACAAUAGCAAGUGAUCAUUAACUCACGACGUUCAAUCCUGCUGUGCACUGUUUGACAUAACUGCUUUAAAAAAAGAGGAAUUUGCUGUUUAAUUGCCUUUUUUUUGCCACUUGAGAAUGUUUAUAUUUUCAAACAAGUAGCUUUGCAGUGAAACAGUCCAGACUUUUGAGGCACCUAGAUUUUAAAUUGCUUUCAUUUUGUGUCAAUUCAUCCUUCACCAAAAAAGCAAGCUCUUCAGUUGUACAUGGUUUUUUUUUUUAUAUUUUCCUGUGUGUAUAUUAUGUCGGGUGUUUUCCCUUUGAUGUCAGUCCACCACUGAACCGUCAACGACACAGGAGUGAAUAUAUUUUAGGGGUUGAAAAAGCUGCUGCCCUGAAAUUAUCACCAUUAAAUAACAUUUUGACGCCUUAAAGUGCUUUUUUUAAACCACUUCCCAAUCUCCAAACUGUCAAAAAAGAGUUUUGUCGAUUCAAAGAGAUUGAGGGCUGUGUUUGGCCCCACACUGGAGUGUAUAGCGAGGCUUUCAUGUUUUUUUUUCUACCAAAUAUCAUUUGACUUUCACACUGAGAAGAAGCUUGGAUUCCUCCUCACACUGUCUGUUUUGGGUUCGUCCACACUACCACCUUUUCAUUUGCAUGAAAAUAACUUUAUAAUUUAUUUUUUGGCUCUUAUUUUGAUGAGUUAAUAUAUGUAUCUUUCUGCAAAUUCAUAUGGCUUUCAAUGGAGAAAAGAACUUGCUUUUCCUUUAAUGUCCUCUUUAAAAGAUACGGUAACAAUUUUCAACAACUCGGUCAUUGGAAUGCAGGACCCCUGUUGAGCAAGUUAUUUUGUAAGUUUUGAUCAAUUUUAUGAACAUUACUAUAAACCAAAAGAUGUUCAGUGUGUAAAAAGUUUUUUAUUAACACAUAGCUAUUUCUCUCCCGUUGAAUAAUUCAAGUGGAAAGGUAGCAGUUUGGCCGCAACCCUGUCAAGAGAGGUAUGACGGUUGUAGUUGUACACUGGAACUGACUGGACCUUGGCUUCUUUUGGGAAUAUUUUCAGUCCAACCACUGUCUGAGGCGGAUUUAUUGUUUGUAUACUGACCUUUCCACUUUGGCAACAAGCAAAUGUGUGGUCGCAGGUGAAGACUUUUUUAUGUUUUAUAUCUUAAAGAAAUGUACUAUUAUAGUUGGUUUUCUCUUGUUUUUUUUUUUUUUUUUACUUAAUGGGGUUUUCAUGUUUGGAACUACUGAGUUUUCAUUUGCCACAUUUUCUUCCACUAGAGUUUUCAUUAGGAGGUUUGGUUUCAGAAGAAUUUCUCAGUGCUUUACCUCUCUCUUCCGCUCUCUCGGUACUGUAUACUGUAUAUUUUGUGGUACGCUGUUGUGACCCCCCGUGGUGUGUAACUGUAUCUUUUUAUUUUGUUUCAGCUGUGUAGAAUUUAUGAUGAUAAAAAAAAACAAGAAAA
Molecule: messenger RNA, 3922 nt
Organism: Synchiropus splendidus (mandarinfish)
Lineage: Eukaryota; Metazoa; Chordata; Actinopteri; Syngnathiformes; Callionymidae
Gene: bcam
Product: basal cell adhesion molecule (Lutheran blood group)
Exons: 17
Coding region: 170-2020 (616 amino acids)
Cellular component (GO): plasma membrane
Source: RefSeq, a predicted model, not a curated record